UUAGCUACAACAACUGGUCAAUUGCAGACGACGUUAUCAGGGGUGUGGAACGCCACAAACAACAACAAAGAAGAAGGCUAGCAAAAAAAGAAUCAUUCCCAAACCCUAAUCAGCUGGACAAUAAAAUCGAUAUACAACAGGCAAUAGAUCGCCAAUUCGAAAAGUAUAUAAUAUUAUAUGUCUCAUAUAGAUAUUAUAUCUGAUAAACUCCGCGUAUAUACAUAAUAUAUAGUACAAAGUUUGUGGUCGUCUGGUUUUCUGAACUUCAGGUUCGAGGAGUCUUCGUUUUGUUCUCUACAAAUCAAAUCAUAUUUAAGCGAGUAACGGCACACUCGCCGAUCACAAACAAGCGUUUCCAUCAUGAAAAUUACAUUAGCUGCCGUUUUGGUCCUGCUAGCAGCAUGCUCGAGCAGGGCUGUCCGUUUGGUGGACAACAAAGAAAACCUUACCAAAGAUAAAUUGGCCCAGGAGAGAAUUGUUGGAGGCCAGGUGGCUGAGAAGGGGUUUGCCAAAUACCAAAUCUCACUGCAGGGCAUGUAUGGCGGCCACAUGUGUGGUGGAGCCAUCAUCGACAAUGAAUGGGUGCUAACGGCCUGCCACUGUGUGGAUGGUUAUAAUCCGGAAUUUUUGCGUGUCAUUACCGGUACCAAUGUCUACUUCCAACCUGGAGCCACCUAUGAGGUGGAUGAGUUCUGGUGUCACUGCAACUACGACAACCCCACGUAUCACAACGACAUUGCCAUACUGCACCUGAAGACGCCCAUUGUCUAUGAUGACCUGACCCAACCCAUACCCCUGCCCAUUAGUCCCCUAAAGGAUGGCGAUGAGGUCAUUCUAACUGGUUGGGGCGACAAUGUCCUGUGGGGUGGUACUCCCGACGAACUCCAUAAGCUCUACACGAAAUUUGUCACCUACGAAGACUGCUAUGAGAUUUACGGUGGAGCCCCUAUGUUGGAUGUUGGCCAUAUCUGCACAUUUACCCGUGUUGGAGAAGGCUCGUGCCACGGUGAUUCUGGUGGUCCCUUGGUAAGCAAUGGCCGUUUGGUCGGCUUGGUCAACUGGGGCAUGCCCUGCGCCACUGGUGUCCCAGAUGCCCAUUGCAAUGUCUAUUUCUAUUUGGAUUGGAUUCGCAAGGUUAUGAGUCAAAAUUGCCGUGAAUGUCACUGCAGUGCCAGUAAUUAUCCCUUCGGCAGGAAUCAAAAUGGUGCCAAUAAAUAUUAAUCGAAGGAAUUUGUUUGGAAUACAUCAAUUCGAAAUUAUUAAAUAAAAGCCACGAACAA
This is a messenger RNA of Musca domestica (house fly), 1280 nucleotides long. RefSeq names its product chymotrypsin-2. Lineage: Eukaryota; Metazoa; Arthropoda; Insecta; Diptera; Muscidae. The coding region runs from base 361 to 1221 and encodes 286 amino acids. Gene Ontology annotation, biological process: proteolysis. The transcript has a single exon. Gene Ontology annotation, molecular function: serine-type endopeptidase activity. The record is from RefSeq and is a predicted model, not a curated record.